AUGGCAUGGAAACGAAUACGUGAGAUGACUCAACCUGCAAAUUCAGUACAUACACAUUGGGUUCUUAUGGGUGCGUUCGCAACAUGGUUUUCGAAGCUGUUCCAUUGUGAUCAAGAUCCAGUUCUGUUUCAGUAUUCGGCCUUCUCCAUUUCGUUGGAACCACACUGUGCUGCUCGUCGGGACAGAGCUACUGCCGGUUCAAACUACUCUGGAGAGUAUCAUGAAACAGGUGGACACUACCUGAAGGACGUGGUGGAGUGGAAGCAGAACGACGAGCCUAUGAUGAAUUUCAUUAUCAUUUUGUUUGCGUUCGCCACAGUUAAUUCUUUACCAAUCCUUGGUCCAGGACCAGUGAUAACUCCUGGAGAAAUCGUAUCCAACCCUUCACCUGAUGCCUUUCAACAGGGACCAGGGCCAGUAGUGGCUCCGGAAGUUGCGACAGCAAAUCCUGUACCCAUCGGUGGACCGGGUCCAGUGAUAAUCCCUGAAGAGGUCUCGGGUAACUCGGAUGGACCGAUUAUACAAGGACCAGGACCGGUGGUAGCUCCAGGAACUGUGGCAGCUGCUCCUGUACCCAUUGGUGGACCGGGGCCAGUGAUAAUCCCUGAUGAAGUUGUAUCAAACCCUUCUCCUGAACCAAUGGAGCAAGGACCAGGACCAGUGAUAAUUCGUAGAAAUGCCGUAUCAGGAAUCUCACCCGGACCAAUAGAUCAAGGACCAGGUCCAGUGAUAGUCCCAAAAGCUGUAACAGCAGGUCCUGUACCCAUUGGGGGACCAGGACCAGCGAUAAUACCUGGAGAAGUUGUCUCAGCAAAUCCUGUACCCAUCGGUGGACCGGGUCCAGUGAUAAUCCCUGAAGAGGUCUCGGGUAACUCGGAUGGACCGAUUAUACAAGGACCAGGACCGGUAGUAACUCCAGGAACUGUGACAGCUGAUCCUGUGCCCAUUUGUGGACCGGGGCCAGUGAUAAGGCCAGGAAAAGCUGCGUCGAGCAGUUCACUUGGCCCGAUGCAACUAGAACCUGGACCGGUUGUACUCCCAGGAAAAACUGUUUCAAGCUCUACCGCUGAACCGAUUGAACAAGGACCAGGUCCAGUGAUAAUCCCACAAACUGCGACAGCAAAUCCUGUACCUAUUGAUGGACCUGGACCAGUGAUAACCCCUGUAGGGAUUGUACCAUCUACAUCACCUGGACCGAUAGAGCAAGGACCAGGUCCCGUGAUAGUUCCAGAAACUGUAACAACAAAUCCUGUACCCACUUUUGGACCAGGACCAGUGAUACAGCCAGGAAAAGCUAGUUCGAGCACUCCACCUGAACCAAUAGCGCAAGGACCGGGACCAGUGAUACGCCCAGGAGAAAUCGUGACAAGUACUCUAUUUAAAUAUGUGAUCUGA
Molecule: messenger RNA, 1395 nt
Organism: Haemonchus placei
Lineage: Eukaryota; Metazoa; Nematoda; Chromadorea; Rhabditida; Trichostrongylidae
Source: the annotation of a GenBank genome assembly